AUGUUUGCGAUUCACCCGGAUAAGGCUCCCGGACCCGAUGGCUUCUCGGCCAGUUUCUUCCAAACGAACUGGAAUGUAGUGGGGCAAGAUAUAGUGAAGGAAGUCCAAGCCUUCUUCAGCUCUGGUACUUUGCCAAGAAGCACCAAUGAUACUCACAUAAGACUUAUCCCGAAGAUCACAGGACCUAAGAGAGUCGCGGACUACAGACCCAUUGCACUCUGCAAUGUCUGCUACAAAGUGGUCUCUAAAAUCCUGACCUGGAGACUCCAACCGGUUUUGAAUGGGAUUAUUUCUGAAAACCAGUCAGCUUUCGUUCCCAAACGAGCCAUAGCAGAUAACGUCCUAAUAACCCAUGAAGUCCUCCACUUUCUAAAAUCAUCAAAGGCCAAAAUCUCCUGCACAAUGGCGGUGAAGAUAGAUAUGAGUAAGGCUUAUGAUAGACUAGAAUGGGUUUUUAUUCGACAAGUGAUGCAAAGACUAGGGUUUCAUGAAAGAUGGAUUGGGUGGGUAAUGCAUUGUAUUACAUCGGUCACUUACUCGUUUCUCAUCAAUGGAUCACCGAGGGGCUUUGUGAAACCUUCAAGAGGAAUCAGACAGGGAGAUCCCCUUUCCCCUUACAUCUUUAUCCUCUGCAGCGAGGUACUGUCAGGACUCUGCACGAAGGCGCAACGAUCAGGAAAGCUUCAAGGGAUCCGAGUGGCAAGAGCAAGCCCAAGGAUAAACCAUCUUUUGUUUGCCGAUGACACAAUGUUUUUCUGCAAAGCAAAUGGGAAGAGCUGUAAGGCGCUGAAACACAUCCUAGAUAAGUAUGAAAAAGUUUCUGGGCAACAGAUCAACUUUCAGAAGUCAGCCAUUACCUUCUCGCAGAAGACGCCGCCGGCAACUAAGUUAUUAGUCAAGAGCAGACUACAAAUCGAAAAGGAGGGAGGCACAGGCAAAUACUUGGGACUGCCAGAACACUUUGGCAGAAGAAAGAAGGAUCUGUUCACCGCCAUAGUAGACAGAAUCCGGCAAAAAGCUGCAAGCUGGUCCUCAAGGCGUCUCUCUAUUGCGGGAAAGUUAGUCAUGCUGAAAAGCGUGUUAUCAGCAAUGCCAACCUACACCAUGUCGUGCUUCAAACUUCCACAAUCGCUCUGUAAGCGUAUACAGUCGGCCCUCACACGCUUCUGGUGGGACUCCUCCCCUGAGAACAAACGUUUGGGUUGGGUAGCGUUGAAUAAAAUGGCAAAACCAAAGUUCCUUGGAGGGUUAGGAUUCAAAGAUAUUAACAUGUUCAACGAUGCACUACUAGCUAAACUCAGCUGGAGAAUCCUAAACAAACCUGAAUGUCUGCUGGCAAGGAUCCUAAAGGGGAAGUAUUUCAGACGAUCUUCCUUCCUGGAGAGUACCAUACCAACGACUGCUUCACAUGGAUGGCGUAGUAUCCAUAUUGGAAAGGAACUUCUCACCAGCAAUCUUGGAUGGGUUAUCGGAGACGGACAGAGCAUUAGAGUUUGGCAGGACCCUUGGCUAUCUCUUGAAGAACCUCUCCGACCUACAGGACCACCAACAUAA
This is a messenger RNA of Microthlaspi erraticum, 1554 nucleotides long. Lineage: Eukaryota; Viridiplantae; Streptophyta; Magnoliopsida; Brassicales; Brassicaceae. The record is from the annotation of a GenBank genome assembly.